Molecule: messenger RNA, 9314 nt
Organism: Paramuricea clavata
Lineage: Eukaryota; Metazoa; Cnidaria; Anthozoa; Malacalcyonacea; Plexauridae
Source: the annotation of a GenBank genome assembly
AUGAUUGAUCAAACUGUAGUAGUCUUCGCUAGCCCUGUGACGUCAACAGCCAACUCAGCAGCCGCUAUUCUCAUAACUGGUGUACCGCAGGCUCUGAUGAAAAUGUACUCUCUCGAUUGCAGUGAACUGGAAACGAGUCGGAAGUGCUCGUGGCGAGCGGUUUUGAGCAACAACAAAUCAUUACUGGCAAGUUCCCUUCAUUCGGUAAAUGUCUGUGAAGGCCUUAUUUUUGGAGGACUCAGUGAUGAACAGACUGUUCAAACAGCGAAUAACACGUUAGUGUUUGUAACAGCGUUUUGGACAGAUUGAAUAACCGUAAUUGAACAGUGUUUAUAUGGCAGCCGAGUUGACGUGGUUACUGUUACAGUCAGACAGCGUUUUUCAUCUUGCACAGCUUGAAACGAUUCAAAACUGUAAAUCGCACAUGAUUGAAGAUUUCUCCAUAUUAAAAAUGAUAUUUACAAUAGAUACUCAAAGAAAAAUCGAAACAAAAUUUAUGUUUGACUACUUGGAAGGAAUGUUAAGAUUAUUUAGAAAUGCUUUUUACAAAUUCUCCCCAACUAUCUUAGUUUUUGAGAUUUUUGGAUAGAUCAAAUUAAAUGACGUCAAAACCAGGGUAGACAUUUUAAAACUAAAAUAAUCAGGGACGUAACUAGACGCGAUAAACGGGGGGGGGGGCAUGUUCAUAUACUCGUGUUCUGCCCGACGGAUUUCUUCUGAAAGCGAUUGUUUUUACGGCAUGGGAACAUGAAUAUAUGAAUAUCCCCCCCCCUAUUUAUCGCGUCUAGUUACGUCCCUGGAAAUAAUAAUAUCGGUGGAAGGCUUAUACAUAGCUUGUGAUUUAAUUUACUGUGGAAGAGACAGGUGGGACGUCCCUCGGUGAGACGACAUUAUGUCGACAUAGCAUCUUCGAAAUGUUUUUGUUGUAAUUAAGCAAACUGCAUCUUGUAUUACGACUUUAGUAGUGUCUGUUUAGAUCUAUCAAAUAUAUAAUGUUAGUUCUUUGUUUGUAUUUUCUAACCGUUCAAAACUAUAGCUAUUAAGGCCAAUUUUCACUCAAGAAAAUUUUCCACGGACAGAAAUUUUCCGAAAAUAUCAUUGUUAAAAGUAGAACAUUUCAUCUUUAAAUUUUUUUCCGGCGGAGAAUUUGUGUCGGCCAAUCACAUUUUACAAAAUUUUCUGUCUGCGGAAAAUUUUCCUUUUUAACACAAAUUGAAUUUUAUAUGCGUUCACAAAGGCCACGCAGAUCUCACUCGGUUCAUGAGGUCAGCUUCCCGAUUAACUAUGAAAAUUUGUGCGAGUAAUUGCUGAAGGACAAAUUGAUGAAAUUUUGGUGAAAUUUGGAUGAAGAUUGGAUGAGAAAUUACAGUAGAAAAAAUUUGUCUUGCUUUGCCGGGCGGAGUAAACUGAAUGUGUAAUUAGCUCAUUGUAUACAGUAUAAUUUCAGGGCUUGAAAUAACAGACGCACGUUGUUCGGUCAAACAUUUUUUUCUCGGACACGACCCAUUUUUGGUCAGUCUAAUAUUUUGGCGCUCAUAAGGAGUAAUUGGUGCGAUUGAAAAAUUGAAGAAACGUGCAACUUUGAUAGCGGUACCGGCAGACGAGCCCUAAUGUGAUUGAUGACACACACCGUGGACGGUCGUGACUGAAACUGUCAAACUAGCGGACAACGAACAACCAGACAAUUAUUCCUGUGGCGGCAGAACAUGAUCGAACUGUCACAGCAGUAGCGUAGGAAGAUAUUUAAAGUUAGGAGGACUGAAAACUAGGGGGAUUCCGGGCAUGCCCCCCCCCCGUCCGGAAAAAUUGGAAAAUUUGAGGAUCGGCAAUGGCAUUUCUUGCAUGAAAUCCUGCAAAAAAUGCUUCAUACUUGGAUUUGAUGAGUUUGUAAGACUCGGUGAGGGCUGAAAUCGGCGGCAAGUCAGCAUAGUCGAACAACCUGAUAGGAGAUGGGAAAAGCUCACGCUUUUUAACCAAGACAAAACGACUUAAUCUAUUUUUAGAGUGACUUAGCCAUCCUGUGGAAACUAUGACAGGUGCUGAAGCCCUCAGUUUAAAUUCACAUGAAGAAUAUUCCAUUGACCACAAUGUUGGUAAGUUUGUUCACUUUGCCUUUUAGGCAGCGAUCAAGAAUCUUGAUCAUACUACUCUCUUGCUCUGAUUGAGUUUUGAAAUGGCUUAGCCUCCACUUUUACUUCUGGAGGGCUUCCCUAUUCCGCCGUCGCUGUCUUAUAGUCUAGAAUCUAAUUUCAUACUCUCCCUUUUUGGAAACAUAAAUGUCCAGUACGAGCUUUUGUAACAAAAUUUAAUUUUGAACGGAAAGUUAAAUUUCCUUUUAGAGCACGCGAACUGACUAGACAACAUGACUGGUACCAAGGAUUUGUUCGAUCAAUAAUCAUUUCUCACUGCACCAUGUCCGUUGAUCGGCCGUUAUUUCAAAUCCAGAAUUUAUGCUUCAUACAUGAAUUAAGUCACUGGCGGAGGUAUGCACUCAUAUUCGAUCAACUUUCUAUUUUUUCAGGAAAGUAGAAAUUCGAAGAUUUGCCUGGCGUGGCCAGGACGAUCGACAGUUGAAGAUCGAGAGAGACAGGAAAUCGGUGUCUCUAGAGAUAAAUUACGCUAUCAGAUUUGUACAGGUAAGGUCGUAGGCAGUCCAAUAGCUAGGCUUGCUACAGGCGUUGUUGCAACUUUCCGUCUCGUAAACCACCAGCGUCACCAGUAACAAUCAAUGUCACAACUUUUUCAUGUGUGUCGCAUCCGGUGAAUGUGAAAUGAGAUACUCGUGAUGCAAGACACGCGUUUAAACGCGCGUCCCCACGUGUGCAUGUAGUAAAACACUGACUACCGGAACACCACCAAACCCUAACUCCCAACCCUAACCCUAACCUCAAACAAAAUGGUGGUGUUCCGGUGGUGUUCCAGUAGUCAGUGUUUUACUACAUGCCCCCGACGUGUUAACACGAACUGAACAGUCACACACAACACGAAGUCACACAGUAGAGUUAGGCGGUACUUAAAAAUCAUAUCAUGUUUAUCGUGUAAAUAGUUAAAAAAAGCUAUGUACACAUACGAAUCAAUAUCACGCUAGUCAUUGACCAUAGUCAUUGAAUUACGGUAUAUCCUCGCUCAUGUUGCUACCUUCCAUACGAUAAUCAUGAGUACAAAUAUUGCGAUAAUAUCGAAAUGUCGCCCAACUUUAUCACGAACUUCAUUAAAGAGGUCGGGACUUUGGCGGUUCGGGAAUGUGACAAGCUUUUAUACGGCUGUCAAUGAUCGGCUGUCGGAAAAGGGAUCUUCACGUAAAAGCAUUAGAGAGGUUGCCAGGAAAAUAUCUGCGCGUCAGACAGACUCGAAAUAUCAUAACAACUACGCUAAGAUAAUAACAAAAUUUUAACCUAAGAUAGUUUUGCCACAUUCUUACAACUAUUUUGCGAAACAAAUGAAUUCGUAAAACGAAAGGAUACGAAACGUUUUCUCCAAUUUGUUAAAUGUUUUGAUGGCACUAUGCUGGAUACCUGCAACCCGCUGAAAAAAGCAUUUUCAUUUGACGUAUACAAAAUCUCAUUGGCUGUCAUUGACCGUCGGUUUUUUGACAGCCAAUUAGAACGUGUAUUUGUCGUAUAUAUAUAUAUAUAUAUAUAUAUAUAUAUAUAUAUAUAUAUAUAUAUAUAUAUAUAUAUAUAUAUAUAUAUAUAUAUAUAUAUAUAUGUUAUUUACCGUAUUUAUUUUUUUGCCGAAGACUCAGAGGCAAAUGGCAACGGUUUUAUUAGAUUGCGCAUAUUGAACACAAAACAAUAAAAAAAUGUUGAUGUUUAAUUAUUUUACUUUAGAAAACAAACAAUUCAAUUAAAAUACAGUACAAUUAUUUUAUCCAUCAUUAAAAUUAUUUCAAAAUUACAUAUUCAUAUUUUUCUGUUUUAAAACAAGCAUACAAAAUUUUUUUGCUUUGGUUCCGGCAUUAUAUACGUAUAGGAUUCCGGACCGUGGUCAAUUAUCGUAAAAUUCCGCCCGCUGCUGCAGCCAAUCAGAUUGCAGAAAACGCUAGGAUUCCGCCCGCUGCUGAUUUACAAAAAAAAUAAGAACAUGCUAUUUUCAACCGUUUGCAGGCAGAUAUAGAUUUAGUUGUUUAGUUUGAUUGAGUUGCCAACCUUAGGAAUCACUAUAACUUAAAUAGUAGUAUGUAGGUCUAGGACCUAGUUGGGCCUAGCACGAAGCUGCAAGGACUGUGCCGAAAUAUCGUAUCGUGACUUAGGAAUCACUAUAACUUAAAAAGUAGUAUGUAGGUCUAGGACCUAGUUAGGUCUAGCACGAAGCUGCAAGGACUGUGCCGAAAUAUCGUGUUGUGACUUAGGAAUCACUGUAUAACUUAAAUAGUAGUAUGUAGGUCUAGGACCUAGUUGUGUCUAGCACGAAGCUGCAAGGACUGUGCCGAAAUAUCGUAUUUAACUCUUUAUAGACAGGUCCAGAUAAUGGGGAGAUCACCAUGGUUUAAGCUAACGACUUUGCAGGUUCAUAUCUUCGGUUCAGUGUACCCAGCAAGGAGAAAAAAUACUACCAUAGGAUUCACUGAAACAAUAUCUCCUAUUUCCUAACGAUAGUUUUAUACUUUAGUCAAUAUCAACACUGUAGCGAUAUAUGGCCUUUGAAAGUCAAGUCUUGUAUCUUCAGAUUUUCAUCUUUAAUUACGGCAUUUCACUUUGUAGCGUGCGUCUAAACCUGAAAUACAACUUCGAUCGAUGAAAACAUUGAGAUGUUUCUACCCUACACACGUAAAAACGCACAACUUGUUACAUAAAAAUUAUCUGCCAACAAGUUAUUACACUGCGUGUUUAUAGUUGUUGUAACAAGUUUGGAACAACCAGCUGAUGGCAUUAUACGACUUGUACAUGUUACAAAGUUGUUCUAAUAAGCCUGAUACAAUGAUGAUAUAACAACAAGAAUGUUACGAGGUUGACGACACAAGUUUGUAAUAAUGUUAUAACAUCAAUAAGGAUGUUCCAAGUUGUUAACAUCUUGUUACAAACUUGUUGACAACUUGGGACAACCAGUGCGAACACAACUUGUUGACGGCUUGUUGGCAAACUUGUUACAAGGGAGAAACAUCGUUUUUAUUUCUGUUUCCCUUUAAUGUGAAUAACUUUACAUAAGUUCUACAUGAAGAACUAUCCCUAUCUACCACUAUAGGGCUGGUUUUAAUAAGAGUUUCGAAUCAUCUACUUCAAGGUUACUCUCGCUGGUGCUAAAUCACUGCCAGAUGUCCGAAAAAUGGUAAAAGUGUGAACUAAUGAUACACAAGGUAGGCUGCAUUUUCUUCUGAGUGCAAUGUAAAUAGUAUUGGCUAACUCACAGUGUCAACUAUGAAUCCAAAUCACGCUUUCUGCGUCGGAAUAAAAUAGCAGUUGAAUCCAGUGAGGUCUAUACAUAUAUAUCUGAAGUGCGAACUUCAGUCAUUCGGCCUUUAAGAAAAGUGAAGUGAAGAUGACAGAAAUGUCGUGAAAUAGUUAUGAAGGUUGUAAACAGUUUUAAAACCAUGUUUUCAGGAACUAACUGAACCUAUCGCUAAUAACGGUCCUCUAACGACCCUAUCGCUAAUCACAUUAUAUGUUGAUAAAACCAUAGUAUUAUUGUUUAAAUCGAGGUCAAAAUACGAAAUUUCGACACAUUUUUUGCAGACCGCGCAGACAAAAACAAUAGAAAGGGACUGAAACUGACGUCCGAUAGCUCCAUCUUUUCAUUCACUUUUUGGAGUCGAGUUCUCCCUCCAGAUAUAUACAAAACUCACUUGUUCAGGGCCGUUCCUAGACGCGACAAUUGGGGAAGGGGGAGUGUAUAUUCAUAUACUCAUGUUCACAUACCGUAAAAACAAUCGCUUUCAAAAAGAAAUCCGUCGGACUGAACACGAAUAUAUGAAUAUACACACCCCAAUUAUCGGGCUAGGGACGGCCCUACACUGGUUGAAUUAAAAUAUAUAACUGCGACUGGAAGAAUUAAGAUUUGCACACCAAACUAUUUAACUGUUGAAUCGUUCAUUGAGCUUAAACGCCGUUUUGCACUUCAAGUGUAUCGUCGCUAUUUAUUUUGGGUCGAAGUCAUCAGAUCAUUAGUUCCACUCUAGUGCUAAGGAAAGAAAGAAAUACUCUACGCUACGAUACGCUAUGGUUGAAGUGGAAAAUGACCUUAAAGCAUUGUCAAUAGAAUCAGAAGGUUAGGAAACUCGAUGCAGACAUAAUAGAUCUCAUUAUUAGAUCUAUGUUUUUUCUCUUUGUUUAUGCAAGAAAUGGUCGGGUCAUCGCAACGUGUGUAUUGUAUUUUCGCCAGAGGAACCAAUAGCUAUGUUUUAUUUAACCGUUGUGUGAUAUCACGACUGGGUAAUUAAACCAACACACUGCUAUUGGUUGUUAACGGAAAAAAAUAAUAGACACGUGACGAUGAACCGAUCUUUGUUGCAUAAACCAAGACAAAAACAUAGAUAAUGAGGUUUAUUAUAUUCUCAUCGAGUUUCCUAACCUUAUUCAAUUGACCAUAUUUCAAGGAUUAGUGUCAGACCAUGGUAUAGCGAGCUUUUGUUACUGUUUUUUCUUACCCAAAAUCAACAAAUACCGAUAAAAAUUCCUUGCUUCGCACAUUUCAAAACAGGUCAGAUAAAAAGCAAUGAUUCUCAAAAGAUGGUUUAUUCAAUAUAUAAAGCUAUCGUUAGUAGGCCUGUGCAGUGAGCUGUAUAUAUAUCUGGAGCGUGGACUCGUGUUUGAAAAGUGAAGUCAGCUUCGUGUCAACCGCGCAGACAAAAACAAUAGAAAGGGGCUGGAACUGACGUUCAAUAACUCCUUCAAUUUCCGCCAUCUUGGCAAGGAGUGUGCCAAAAUUUCGUAUUUUGACAUCGAUUUAAAGGACAACACCAUGAAAAUGGCACACCUUUUUAAAAUGAUCUAUCAACUGAAAAUUGGAGAAUUUUGGCAAAACUGCUAGUUGAAGGUCGUCUGAUUUUAUUAACACUAAAAUUUUUCACAGUGUUAACUUUACGAGGGCAAAAUGAAAGAUUGAUUUCAUAUGUUUCGCUCAUUUAAUAUCAUUUCAUGCGUAAUGAAGGGUCUGUCAAUUCAUUUUCAUAUCCGCAAAACGUUUAUGCGAUCGGGUGCGGAAUUUGUUUUAAAGCCUAAAGGAAUGAAAAGAGUUUGUUUUACAGAAAAAGAUCGCUUUUCAUUUCGAGGAAAGUUCUGUAAUCAAUUAAAAGAACAAAAUAAAAUUAGAGGCACUCGUUGACUGUAUACCUCCGCCAGAGAAUUAAGUUAAAGAUCAUGCAUAAAUUAUACAAUGCGCUAAUUACGCAUCCAGUUUACUCGGCCCGGCAAAGCAAAACAAACUUUUGCUAAAUUUUCAUCAAAUUUUCAUCCAAAUUUAACUAAAUUUCCCCCAAAUUUUCGUUUUAAUACGCUUGAUAGUUUUUAAGUUGUCAUCCUGACACACACACAGAGUAACAAACAUACAUAUGCACACAGGCUGCCCCCCCUCCCUCAUGAACGAGUCGGCAAAUUGUUGCAUUCAUUCGGCAAAAAUUGAGUUGUUUGGGUAUGGAACGAAUUAUCGAAGUGAAUUAUCUUAAUUUUAACCAAACGUGAAUUUAAGCCUCUAGAUUUCAUAUUCAUAAUCCGCGUGUGUCGGAAAAUGCAAUGUUAACCAAAGUUUAGCAAAUGUGCGCGUGUACCCAGGCUAACGCAGCCCAACCUUAUGACUCGGCAAAACUAUGCCUCACCCCCCCCCCCUAGUAGAAGGAGGCCUAGCGCCACCCCUGGGUAAUAAAAAGCAUUUUUACUAUUUAGGUUGGUGGCUGGAAAAGAAGCAUGGCAGACGUUAUUUAACCGAGUGAUGGACAGUGUUCAUGAUCUUUUGAAACAAAACUACGGUGGACAAUUAUCAAUGAAAAAUUUUGUAAUUGCUUAAAAAACUACAGAAGGCAUGUACUUCCGCCAGCGAAAACCUGUGAGCGAAUAAUGAUUACGUAAUGAAUGUUAACAACAUGCUAUUUCACAUAUCAUGUCCGUCAGACGCUUUCAUCUUACGAAAAUAGCUAAUUUCAAACAAAAACAUCGUAAAAACUAUUAUUUCUUAGUGGCGGGGUGGGAGGUGACCAAUCCCAUUUCCCAGCGAUUUAUUAUGACACCCAGGAGAGCAGGUAUUUCUUGUAUAACACGACUUGGAAACUCAAUUCUGCGUUCAUUUGAUCUCCAUAGAACUAGUUUUGCCUAGUCAUAACGUUUACGGUACCUGUCACCUACAAUUAUGUGUAAAGUUUAUUGAGACAACAACGCAAUUUCCCCCCUCCCGCCCCCCCCCAAAAAAAAAACAAACUAUGUUGUAAAUAUGACAUAAAGCCUGAAUGUCAGCCCAAUUUUAUUCUCAACAUUGUCUAUGGGGGAGGGGUGCAGGAAAUUAAAAAAGAGGAUAAAAAUGUAAAGGUCUCGGUAUUUUUGCACUUGAUUGUAGCCCUGCAGACUCGUUCAGGGACGUAAUAAUGGUUACAGAGCCAAGAGCUUCGUCAGUGACGGUGUUGUUAUUCAAUAAAACUUGUUUAUAACCGCAUCCGGAAUAGUGUUCUUACUUAUUUAAUGAGCAAUCUAAAAAGGAAUUGCGAAAUUCAUAACAGAAACACCCGUUAUUUAUAAGCUCUAUGGGGAGGAGGGCAAGAACUUUAUAAAGAGGAUAAAAAUGUAGAAGUCUCAUUAUUUUUGGACUUGAUUGUAGCUCUGCUGGCUCGUUCAGGGACGUAAUAAUGGAUGCAGAGCCGAGAACUUCCUCAGUGUUCUUAUUCAAUAAACUACAAUGGAUACCAUUUUACGAAUCGGUAUCAGGUAAAUUUACUGCUGCGUUGAGCUGAUUUUCAGGUAAAUUAUAAAUAAGAGCAUUGACAGGCAAACGUGGAAGUUAACAAUUUAUGGGUUGACAAAAGGGCAUGUGCAGUAGGUCUCGCUCAAGCGAGUUUCCUGGUUAGCUUGGCUGAUAUGAUUGAAUAUGCAAGAAUGAAUACACUUUAAGAGACAAUUUCCGUGAACUUGCUUUCUGAUUGGUCGGUUUAAUUGUACCACGUGGGUUCCUUUUUUGUAGCAACAACACACGGCCGCAGAAUAGGAAGGUAUAUCAGAAGCGUAACUCAAGCAAGUAUUUGUCCGCGUUUUUACAAGCGAUUCGUCAUCAAUCACGCCAUCCUGGCUAGUACAACCGGCAGUUUGUACCUAGCAAAACCUGAUAAAAACUUCCGGUUGUACUAGCCAGGAUGGCGUGAGCGAGUUAAAAUUUUCGUGGACGUAAAACAAUAAGGG